This is a messenger RNA of Jaminaea rosea, 885 nucleotides long. Its product is annotated as class I glutamine amidotransferase-like protein. The record is from RefSeq and is a predicted model, not a curated record. NCBI's taxonomy places the organism in Eukaryota, Fungi, Basidiomycota, Exobasidiomycetes, Microstromatales. The transcript has a single exon. The annotation marks the transcript as partial.
GCCCUGCUUCCUCUGCUCCUCCUCGUCCUCUCCAGCGCUGUCGCCCUGGCAAACCAGCGUGUCCUCCUGUACACGGCGGUGGCGAACGACGGGUUCUACCAUCCCUCGAUCCCGGCCGCUGUACGAGCCAUGAAACAGCUGGGCGAGGAUAACCAAGUGGACAUGGUACACUGCAAUGACCGCGACGAGUUUGAAGACCUCGACCUCAGUCAGUUCGAUGCCCUUGCCUUUGUGAACGCAGCUGGGUCCAUCCUCACCAAGAAGGGAGCAGGCCACAUGAGGAAUUACAUCGAGAACGGUGGAGGGUACAUUGGAGUGCACGAGGCUUCGUGCGCUGCUACUUCGACCCCCUGGUACCUUCGAUUGGUAGGGGCUCAGUUCAGCUACCACCCUGAGAUGUCCUCUGCCACCAUGGACAUUCUCGAUCACGACCACCCGUCAACGGCGCAUCUCCCUGACCGCUGGGAUGUGGUCGAUGAAUUUUACAACUUCUUCUCAAAUCCUAAGGACCUAGGCGCUACCGUAGGCGUCGCCGCGGACGAAUCUACGUACUGGGACGAAAUUCAGCCGCUGAAGGAGCGCGCCAAGCUGCAGGGGUCGCCUCACCCUAUCAGUUGGUGGAGAGAGGGGGAGCUCUUGUCAGCGCCAAAGUCGAAAUUGGGCGGAGGUUUGGACAACCUCAGAAAGGACAUUCGGAAGGGGAUCCAGGGCUCCGGUGGGGCGGGACGUAGCUGGUACACAGGGCUGGGCCACACGUCUGCCUGCUGGAAGAAGGACGACUUCUUGCAGCAUGUUUGGGGCGGGCUGACCUGGGUGCUGGACAGCACAACCAUUGCGAGCAACCAGCUGCAGCCUGGGCCGGACACUCCUGGCCAGAAGUACAAU